Ictalurus punctatus (channel catfish) is the source of this 4531-nucleotide messenger RNA. It is a transcript of the gene mpped1, whose product is annotated as metallophosphoesterase domain containing 1. The transcript has 6 exons. The record is from RefSeq and is a predicted model, not a curated record. Bases 43 to 1125 code for a protein of 360 amino acids. Gene Ontology annotation, molecular function: hydrolase activity. Lineage: Eukaryota; Metazoa; Chordata; Actinopteri; Siluriformes; Ictaluridae.
UGUGUGUACCUCUCAGUCGAGUUGGAUCUCUGGGCAUCAUGAAUGUUCGCAGUGCCAGCACGGAGGAAACUGAACGCUGAGCCUCAUCUGCUUCUCAACUCAGAUCACCAGUGCAAGUGUUCUGAGCUCCACUCACACGCAGCCAGCCAGCACGGAGUCACUUUGAGUGUGAGUGUGUGUGUGUGUGUGUGUGUGUGUGUUGGAAUGGCGUUUACAUUGUCGGAGAUCAUGGCUGCGCGACGGCAGCAGCAGUCUCAAAGAGGAGCGAGGGGAGCAGUAGAGGUGGACGAGUACAGCGCAAACCCUACUCAGGCCUUCACCUUCUACAACAUUAACCAGGGACGCUUCCAGCCUCCCCACGUCCAUAUGGUUGAUCCGUUACCCCACGACACCCCUAAGCCACCAGGCUACACUCGCUUUGUGUGUAUCUCGGACACACACUCGCGCACAGACACUAUUCAGAUGCCGUACGGCGACGUGUUGCUGCACGCAGGAGACUUCACUGAGCUUGGCUUGCCCAGCGAGGUGAAGAAAUUCAACGACUGGCUCGGCACCCUACCGUACGAGAUAAAGAUCGUGAUAGCAGGAAACCACGAGCUGACGUUCGAUCAGGAGUUCAUGGCCGAUCUGAUCAAGCAGGACUUCUACUACUUUCCCUCCGCCUCCAAGCUGAAGCCCGAGAACUAUGAGAACGUGCAGUCGCUGCUCACCAACUGCAUCUACCUGCAGGACUCUGACGUUACCGUCAGAGGUUUCCGCAUCUACGGCUCACCGUGGCAGCCGUGGUACUACGGCUGGGGUUUCAAUCUUCCUCGAGGGCAAGCACUGCUGGACAAGUGGAACCAGAUCCCCGACUCCACUGACAUUCUGCUCACACACUGCCCUCCUCUGGGUUUUCUAGACUGGGUGCCGAGGAAAAUGCAGCGUGUUGGCUGCAUGGAGCUGCUGAACACGGUGCAGAGAAGAGUCCAACCCAAAUUACAUGUCUUUGGACACAUACACGAAGGUUAUGGCAUGAUGACGGAUGGAACCACUACAUUUAUUAAUGCCUCCGCCUGCACAGUCAACUUUCAGCCCAUGAACCCGCCCAUCGUCUUUGACCUGCCCAAUCCCAGGAGCUCGUGAUUGAACUCAGCCCCGCCCCACACUUCCCAAAAUCAGGGUUCAUUUUUAAGUGUAUUUGGGUGCUCUUUUGUGUACAUAUUACAGAGAGAGAGGGAAAGAAAGAGAGAGUGAGAGAGAUGCUACUCUGGAAGAUUUGAAUCUGUCUUUGUGCCAUAUUCUGUUCUCAAAUCCUGACUUUGCUACUGCCUCAUUUACUGAGUGAUUCUCACGCUUUCAUUGCACUUGAAAUGUUGUGACAAUGCCUCUUGUUUGUUAAUGGUGGACACACACCGGGACAACCAUCAUAUGGACCGCGUAAGACGCGAAACUCUGGAAGCCCCAUAAGAACAUCUGACCUUUUAAUUACUUCACAUCGGAGAAGGUUAGAAAGGCCUGUGCGCUGAUCGGAUCUAAUCUGAUGUGAUCUGAUCUGACGCACGUGUCCAUUUCCAGCCUCGUUGUUCCCGAUCUAGUUCUUCAGUGCUGUACAGAGAGGACCUCCAAAUCAGACACUGAAAAUCUAAUGUACAGUUGCUGUUGUAUAAAAAAAGAAAGAGAAACAAUUCUCCAUUUCUAUGCUUCUGUUAUUUGUUUUAUUGUAAAACGUACGAUGUGAGUGAGUUUGUAGCAACACGUUUCUUUUUUGCCGAGUGCUUAUUAAAUAUGUCAUUAAGAUAUUUUAAUUCACUAUUUCUCAUCUGAAAAUGCUCAAAGUGCACUUUUUGUCUCACGAGAAUGCAUUGCUCUACAAGAUCGCGCCUAUAACAAUUUUUUUUUUUUUAACGUUCCUCCUACUUUCAUUGUUUACUUUCAUGUGUUUGACAGGUCUGAUUAUGGUUAUUGUUAUAUUUACAAUGAAAUAAAGUGGUCUUUUGUUUCGUCUUUUUUUUUUUUUAAACAUGGAUGAAUAAGUGUAUGAAUCAGACGAGCAUGUGUGAGAGAGAAUCGAGUCAAAAACGCUCUUCGAGUGGCCAGGAAGGAAAAUGUAGGGCCCUAGCUUGAAUAAAGAAAAGGAAGACAGAGAACAGCAUUUGGAUGAUUAUGUAAAGGCUUGGAGUCUGAAUUGGUGUGCCAUAUUGUUUUGUUUUUGUUUUUGUUUUUACCACAGUGCUGUUGAAUUCUCGAAUCUUGAUUGGUCAUUUCUAUAGUAACGACUUCCACAGGGACUCGUACGAUGGACGCUCUACAUAAAAGGACGGAUAAUUGAUGUGGUGAAGUUUUCUCUUUCUGAGGAGACAUUUAUUUAGCAUUCAUGGAAGGAAUUUUUAUUACGUUUAUUUUGUCUUAUUAACAUCGAGAGAGGGGAAAAGAGAGAGAGAGAGAGAGAGAGAGAGAGGCUGGUGAGGGAACAACUAUUUAUAGCUGCUAUAACAUAAGUGCUAAGAGGAAAUAACUUGUUUUGUGGACGUUUCAGGACAUGGAAUGUAACUGCUGUGAAAAGAGAUUCAGAGUACAACGUGUCGUUCUUUAAUUGGUAAAAGAUUGUAAUGGUUGAUAAAUCGCUGUGGUGCAUAUAAGAGAAAUAAAACACUCCAGGUUGCUUUGUUUCGAGCCACAUCACACCUCUUCGUCACUGAUUAUUUUCCUCUAACAGCACCCCGGUUUGUAUUUUACUCAAUUCCUUCCAUGUGUAUUUGACAGCACUUUUUGAAUAUGCGCACUUCAUUUCCUUCAAGUCCAGCUUUCUAAUUCGUCCUGCUCCUUCAACGAUUGUACCGUAUGUUUUGUUGUUGUUGUUUUUGUUGUUUUUUUUUUUGUCUUCUAUUUUUCAUACUGUUCUGAUAUUUCUAAGACAAUCUGCUGUGGUGUGCAUUAUUUGUGCUGAAUCUUGAUCUUGUUGUUGUUUUACUUUUUAACACUCAAAAGUCUUGACACUGAGAAAACAUUGUAAAAAAAAAAAAAAAAAAAAAAUCUUUCCUUUUCAUGAACAACCUGAUCCGCUCCCAUGUCGCCUUUUAGGCGUUUCUCGUAUUCUGACAUGGUGUAAGAUUGAAACGUUUCUCCGCUUUCUGUUGCAAUCAAAAGGAUCUGAAUUUCAUAUCAAUUAUUUGAGAAAACCUCAUUUACACAGGCACAAACCAUAUUCUCUCCUUCAUUCGGUCACCUCGCUCUUCCACACUUCUGCACAUCCUAAUGAAAUCCUUCAUUCAAAUAAUUACAUCAGUAAUCCUGCGGGAUGGAUUGUAAUUUAUUCCUAGCUGGCUUUUACUAUGCUAUUAAAGACUUCUCUCUCCUCGCCUGUCCUUUCUGCUCCUGUCCCUUCCUUCCCUUCUGUCUCUUGCUUAUUGUUUUCCUUUUCCUUGUUUAUUUAUUUAUUUAUUUAUGUUACCAUUUUUUAAUGCAAUCCAUUUUAUACACUUUCCAUCUCUGUAAAAGGCACCUGUUUCUUUCUUUAUAGCCUUUUUUUUUUUUCUGCUGAGAUGCCAUGCGCUGUCAGCCUCCACCUCUCUCUCUCUCACACACACACACACACACUCACGCACAAAUAAACAUCAUGCAUCAUCACGUCAAGCAUUUCAUAGCUUUAGAUGGGAACAAAGGGCCGGUUUAUACUGCGUGUGAGUGGUGUUAAAUGUCCCAGAACACACUGCCAGAUUCACUUCGAUGCUAUAGGAUGCCAGAAUCGUUGAGUAAUGCUGUGGAACAAACGUAUAGACGACCAGCACUGAUAGAAAGAAAAGCAUUAAGACAUACAUAAAAAUAUCAAAUGUUGUAUUUUUUAUUUUUUUUUGGUACGUCUGAAAAUGCCAUUGUUGUGACAGAGACAUUUGUUUUUGCAGGACACUUCUUUCCUGUCAUUACUUCCUGUCGUUUUUCAGCAAUGGAAGUACAUAGUGGGAAACUGUAUAUAAUUCUAUAUAUAUUGUAGGUUAUUUUCAGCAGUAGCUUAAGAAUCCAGAUACACCGUGACCCUAAUCAGGAAUGAAAAAAAUACAUAGUUUCUAGUUUCUUAAAUUGUUUGUGUGAGAGACUCGCAACAUUCAACGUUCUUUUUUUCUUUUCUUUUUUUUUCUUUUGCCAUGUUUAUUUUAUACAAGGAUUUUUGCCUUGUGUCAUGAUGGGUGCCAAUAAUUCUGGAGUGCAGUGUAUGAGUGCUGUAUAGUGCAUGCUGUCUUACAGAAAAGUCACACUAAUGUUACAUGAGAAUAUGGUGGUUUUUACACACAAUUACUUUAUUGUCCCAGAGGAUUCUUUAUGAUUCUUUUACAUGCAGUUUCUUUACUUAUGAUUCAUUUACUUUCAUCGGAUUUUUACAUGAUUCAUUUAUUUUCACGAUUUUUUUUUACCCAUGAUUCAUGUGUUUUCAUGUGUUUUAUUUACACAAUUCAUGUUUUUUCAUGUUUUUUUUACACAAUUCACGUAUUUUCAUGUGAUUUUUACAAUUUAUCUGCACGUGAUUUUUACACGAUUCAUUUAUUUUCACGUG